AUGACAUUCAGAUAUAAAAGACACUUGGAUCGUCAUUUGGAAGGUCAUCAGAAAAAUAACUGCCCUCAUUGUAAUGAAAAAUUUGCUAGACGAAAGCAUUUAGAUGUCCAUUUAUUUCGUGCGCAUGGAGAAAGGGUGAUCAGGCAUCCUCAUUUGUGCGACGUAUGUCCGAAAAGUUUUCCCAAACGCAUCCUUUUGAACCGUCAUAGAGCAAAGCAUACCUAUCAAAAUGGCAAGGUAUGUUCGGAUUGUGGAGAUAUGAUAAACAUGGAUGCAGAUGAAAAAGAGCAUAAGGAAAAUCACUGUAAGAAAAGGCAAUUCAAGUGCCAACAAUGUUUGCAAACAUUUAGUAUCAAGCAGACAUAUAUAGCUCACAUUCAGAAUCAUGAUAACUAUAAGUGUCCACACUGUGAUAUUACUUUUGCAUCGAAGAAGAAAGCACAUGAACAUUUUAAAGCAGUUCAUAUCCCAAAAUUAAGCGAGCAAGAAUCGGCAAAUGGUCCAUAUUUUUGCGCUGAUUGCAGACACUCCUUUGCAAAAAAAGACGACUAUUUUCGACAUUUGGAGUCUGCAUUACAUCUUAAUAAAGUUAACAAAGAUAUACCUAUAAGAGCUAUAUUCUCCUGCGCAAUCUGUUCUAAAAAAUUAAUUACACAAAGAGCUCUGGAUCAACAUGUCAGACGUAUUCACAAAGGCGCAAAGCGAUUUGUUUGUAAUAUAUAUGGGUGUACAUUUCAGUGUGCCAGAAGGACAGAUCUAGAUAGGCACAAACAACUACAUGUAGAAGAGCGAAAUGUUGUAUGUGAGCAUUGUGGCAAAACGUUUACCAGUGUCAGCAUCCUCAAGGAUCAUGUACUUUAUAUUCAUAGUAAAGAGCGACAAUUCAUCUGUGAAGAAUGUGGCAAAGCAUUUAAGAGAAACAGCUUAUUGAAUAGACAUAAAUUGUCGCACGAGCAACAUCGACCGUUUGCCUGUAUGCAAUGUAACACUGCGUUCAAACGCUCGCACCAUCUCACUCGUCACAUGGAAAGCUGUCAUAGAAUCACAUUGGAAAAAAAGAAAAAGGUGGUAAAACUCAUGAAAACAAAGGAUGGUCAUCUUGUACCAGUGCCAGAUAAACCAAACAGAUCAGAAACUAAUAAAGUAAAAGCCGAAAAAGGAUGUGAAUCAAUUGCAAAUAAUAAAGAGAAAGAUUGUCCUGCUACAAAUGUAAAGAAAGAGGCUGCAAAUGCUAAUUCGCAACUGGAAAUACAACCAUCAUUAAAUCCUGAAGAAAACUCUGAAUGUCCGAACUUAUCAUUAGAAUCUACAAAUUUAUCUAUUAUUGAGUCUAUUCCACAAGUUUUCUCUUUAGUAGAUGUAAACACGGGACAAGUGCUUACUGUAGAAAUUACCAAUAAUUCGGAAUUGUUACCUACUAAUGAACUUGUUAAUCAACUUGGAACAAAUUGCAAUGAAAUAUUAAAUUUGCCCGAUUAUCCAGAUACAGAAUUUCAAAAUAGUCUUCUAAAUAUCGAUCAAAUGUGUUAUGACAAUACAAAUUAUUCAGAAAUGUCAUUGGAAAAUAUUGAAGGUUCGUUUCCACUUCUGAAUCAAAGUUCUGAUCAAUUAAGCGCUAGUUAA
Cyphomyrmex costatus is the source of this 1623-nucleotide messenger RNA. RefSeq names its product zinc finger protein 708. Bases 1 to 1623 code for a protein of 540 amino acids. Lineage: Eukaryota; Metazoa; Arthropoda; Insecta; Hymenoptera; Formicidae. The record is from RefSeq and is a predicted model, not a curated record. The transcript has 4 exons.